GAGGUUUUCUUUCCAUUUCCUUGGGAGGGCCUUGUCCAAGAUGUAAACCAUUCAGUUAAGUAUCUGGCAUCUAAAACAGUUGGCAAACUACAGCCUUCACCUGUUUUAUAUGGCCUGUGAGCUAAGACUGAUUUUUACAUUUUUAAGACUGAUAUUUUGUGACAUGAUUAAUAUAUCAUGAUAUGUGAAAAUUAUGAAAAUUCAAAUCUAAGUAUCUAGAAGUAAACUUUUAUUGGCACACAGCCACACUUGCUUGUUUACAUAUUGUCCAUGGCUACUUUAAUACUCCAGGGGCAAAGUUGAGUCAUUGCAAUAGGCUGUCUGUCUUCAAAGCCAAAAAUGUUGACUGCACAGAAAUUUGCCAGCCCCUGACCUAAAGAAUUGAUUCAAACUUUCUCCAAAAACAGGUGUUGGCUUUGAAGAUAGGUGCAGCCAUUGGUGCUUUUUUUUGGCAGUUUCGUUGCUAAGGAACAGAUUUGCUGAGUCAUGCUCAGAUAGACCGGGAAUGCCUCAUCCUGUAUAAAUAUUUGUGACUUAUUCCUCUCUAGGGAACACCCUACAGAACUCUGCUUAACCUAGUCUUCCACAAAUGGCAAAAAAAUGGGGGUUCCCUGGUGAAAUAGUUAUGGGAAAUAUGUCAUUCUGUAUCAUUCUUCCUAGAGACUAACAAUGACAGUGCUGAGAAGGUCUCCCAACAGAGAAGUUGGUUUAACUGUUUUAUCCAUCUCCUCUUCCCCCCCCCUUUUUUUUUUUUUGUGUGUGUGUGUGUGUUACACAGGCCUCUUACUGCUGUGGCCUCUCCUGUUGCGGAGCACAGGCUCCGGACGCACAGGCUCAGCGGCCAUGGCUCACGGGCGCAGCCGCUCCGCGGCAUGUGGGAUCUUCCCGGACCGGGGCAUGAACCCGUGUCCCCUGCAUCGUCAGGCGGACUCUCAACCACUGUGCCACCAGGGAAGCCCCCUUCCCCUUUUUGAGCUCAGCCUUUCAGUUGUCUCAUCGCCACCUUCCUCUGCCCCUGAGGGGAAGGGAGGAGGCCUGCAGGGUUGGCACCUCGAGGAGGAGAAAGCACCAGCAAGUGUGGAGCUUUUAAAGCCCUUUUGUGGUGGGAGGGGCCCCUAGGGGCCAGCUCUCUUAGGGCUGGGAAAGUCCAAGCCAGGGUUUCUCAGUGCCCCCAGAACCACCUGCCUCUGAAUCAUCCAGGGGACUAGCUCAAACAGCAGACUCCAGGGUCAUCCCAGACUCUGGCAGUGGGGCUUAGGAACCUGCAUUUAACUAACUCCCCAGGUGAGGCUGAUGAACACCAGAGUCAGAGUCCCCCUUGGCACCUCUUUCCAAGAGCUUGAGGACUGUGUCUCUCUCUCCCUUCCAGCCCCAACUGGCAUGGAUGUUUGUUGAAUGAAUAAUAAUAAUAGCAACUUCCAUUUCUCAGUGCUUAUUGGGUGCUGGGCUGAUCACAUUGGAUCUUUACAACAGCCUUAUGAAUCAGGUGUUCUCAUCAUCCCCAGGUGACAGAUGGGAAAACUGAGGCCCAGAGGAAAGUCAGUUACACGUUUAUGAAUUAAGAGACAGGCCAGGGUUCAUGUGGAGGUGGGUCUGACACUGGGCAGACAGGUGCUGAUUAGCUGCAGUGACUUGAGCACCUGAUCUGGUCCAGAGUUUGGACCCAGUAGUAUGAGACCUGAGGAGGUGGGCCUCUCUAAUGCUGGCAGAAGAGUUGGGGAAGGGCAGGGGCUGGGGGAAGAUGUCUUCUCUGUGUGCAUGGCAGGCAGUAGCCUCUUCCCUCUCCCGGUGGGCAAGCUCCCCCUGCUGCCUGAGUCCCUGGCAGGCCACCCUUCCGUCUUGCCCAGUGGGAAAGCCCAGAACAGCGCCCCUGGACCUGAACCAGGGCCCAUUCCCCCUUGGCAAGAGAGACCAUGUGCCUCACCCAGCUCCUGGGAGAGGGACCACAACCUUUUAGCAGCCACAAAAGCUGCCUCUGCCUGGUCAGGUGGGCCCCAUUCUGAGGUCAGCAGGGGCUGCUGGGCCUGCCCUGUGGCCAGGACCUGUUCCCAGCCCAGCUGCCCCUGGUCCUAGAAGGCCACUUUCCUUGAGGAGCUCACAUCUGGUGUCACCACCCGUAACUGCCCUCACUUCUGUGGCAGCAAGCAGCUCGGGAGGCUUUUUGGACUCAAACAGCUUCUGUGUGUCUGGCACCCCACUGGGAAUGGUACUCAGCCAAGAAUCCAAGCCCAGAUGGCAGGCGAUUAGGGAGCUGGCACGGGCUGGCUGGGAGGUAGCUUCCCCAUGGCUUUCCUUUCUGGCAAUUAGCCGACUAGUCAAGUGCUUAGAAUGCCCAGGGUUCAGACUCGGUCCUGCCACUUCCCUGCUGUGUGGCCUGGGGCAAUCUCAACCUCUCUGAGCCUCAGCUCCUCCCCUGGCAGAAGGAACCCAAAUUCAGAUGUGAUCGUUGCAAAGUCUUAAAUUAAGUAAUGUAGGGGGACUUCCCUGGUGACGCAGUGGUUAAGAAUCUGCCUGCCAGUGCAGGGGACACAGGUUCGAGCCCUGGUCCAGGAAGAUCCCAUAUGCCGCGGAGCAACUAAGCCCGUGCGCCACAAGUACUGAGCCCGCGUGCCGCAACUAAUGAAGCCAGCGUGCCUAGAGCCCAUGCUCCACCACAAUGAGAAGCCCGGGCACCGCUCGCCGCAACUAGAGAAAGCCCGUGCGCAGCAACGAAGACCCAAUGCAGCCAAAAAUAAAUUAAUUAAUUAAUUAAAAAAAAAAGAAAACCACAAGCUUAAAAAACAAAAAAAGUCAUGUAGGGACUUCCCUGGCGUGGCGGUCCAGUGGUUAAGACUCCACGCUUCCACUACAGGGGUCACGGGUUCAACCCCUGGUCAGGGUACUAAGAUCCCACGUGCCACGUGGCGCGGCCAAAAAACAAAAAUUAAAAUUGAGUAAUGUAAAGAAAGCACUCAGCACAGUGCCCAGCCUGCAGGAGCCCUCAGGAGAACUGUAUUAUUUGUUUUUGGGUGAGAGCCGGAGCUCUCCCAGCACAGGGGUCCCCCAGGCGCUGGGGCCUAGGAAGGAAGAAGGCAGGAAUCCUGGGCAGGGAUGAGUGGAAGAGGUGCAGACCAGCUCCAGUCCAUACUUAGUUGCCCUGCAGUAACGAUGGAUUCGUUAUAUCUUGCCACCAGCCUCAGGAUUUAAUUAAGUUACUGAUGAACUCAAAUGUGUCUCUAGGGAGCCAGGAGCUGUCCCUGGUUUCCUCUGCCUGUAGAUUAAUUCUUGUUUUUCCUUCUUGUUUUUUCCUCCUCUUCUCCCCCGCCCCGCCCCACCUUUCUUCCCAAGCAAGCAAAAAAAAAAAAAAAAGAAAAAAAGAAAAAGAAAAGCCUUAUUUAUUAUCAUUUUCCCCACUGUUGGCAUGGCAACACAGGCGUACGUUACUGAGCUACAGGCAGCCCCGCAACCAUCCCAGCCGCCACAGGCCCCUCCACAAGCCCAGCCCCAGCCACCGCCACCACCAGCCUCAGCAGCACCCCAGCCUCCCCAGCCCCCCGCCACCACCGCCACCCCCCAGCCCCAGUAUGUCACCGAGCUGCAGAGUCCGCAGCCUCAGGCACAGCCACCGGGCGGCCAGAAGCAGUACGUGACAGAGCUCCCGGCCACCCCCACGCCCUCGCAGCCGGCCGGCACACCCGCCCCGUCCCCGGCAUCCCAGCAGUACAUCGUGGUCACCGUCUCCGAAGGUGCCAUGCGGGCCAGCGAGACUGUGUCAGAGGCCAGCCCGGGCUCCACGGCCAGCCAGACUGGAGUCCCCACUCAGGUGGUGCAGCAGGUGCAGGGCGCCCAGCAGCGGCUGCUGGUCCAGACGAGUGUGCAGACCAAGCCGGGCCACGUGUCACCCCUCCAGCUCACCAACAUCCCGGUGCCCCAACAGGCUCUCCCCACACAGCGUCUGGUGGUGCAGAGCACAGUCCCGGGCGGCAAGAGUGGCCAGGUCUCCCUGACGGUGCAUGGCACGCAGCAGGUGCACUCACCUCCUGAGCGGUCGCCAGUGCAGGCCAAUAGCUCCUCCAGCAAGACGGCUGGGGCCCCCACGGGCACGGUGCCUCAGCAGCUGCAAGUCCACGGCGUCCAGCAGAGUGUCCCCGUCACCCAAGAGAGGUCCGUGGUCCAAGCCACUCCACAAGUGCCCAAAGCUGGCCCCGUGCAGCAGCUCACAGUGCAAGGGCUCCAGCCGGUCCACGUGGCUCAAGAGGUGCAGCAGCUCCAGCAGGUGCCAGUCCCACAUGUGUACUCCAGCCAAGUGCAGUAUGUGGAGGGCAGUGAUGCCAGCUACACGGCCAGCGCCAUCCGCUCCAGCACCUACCCCUACCCCGAGACGCCGCUGUACACGCAGACGGCAGGCACCAGCUACUAUGAGGCCGCGGGCACGGCUGCCCAGGUCAGCACACCUGCCACCUCCCAGGCGGUGGCCAGCAGUGGCUCUGUGCCCAUGUACGUGUCCGGCAGCCAGGUCGUCGCCAGCUCCACCAGCAGUGGGAGUGGGGCCAGCAACAGCAGCAGCGGCGGCAGUGGCGGCGGGGGAGGCGGUGGCGGGGGCGGGGGCAGUGGCAGCAGCAGUGGCAGCGCAGCAGGCACCUACGUGAUCCAAGGCGGCUACAUGCUGGGCGGUGCCAGCCAGUCCUACUCCCACACCACCCGUGCCUCACCAGCCACUGGGCAACUCCAAGUACCACUACUAUGGCCUGCGCAUCAAGGCCAGCUCACCCCUGCUGCGGCUGAUGGAGGACCAGCAGCACAUGGCCAUGCGGGGCCAACCCUUCUCGCAAAAACAGAGUCCCUUGCCUAUCCCUUCUCCAGGCUCAAACCCAUCCAGAAGAUGGAGGGCAUGACCAACGGUGUGGCCGUGGGGCCACAGCAGGCCACUGGGCUGUCCGACAUCAGCGCCCAGGUCCAGCAGUACCAGCAGUUUCUGGAUGCCUCGAGGAGCCUUCCUGCCUUCUCAGAGCUCGACCUCCAGGGCAAAGUGCUGCCCGAAGGCAUCGGGCCUGGGGACAUCAAGGCCUUCCAGGCCCUGUACCGGGAACACUGUGAGGCCAUCGUCGAUGUCAUGGUGAACCUGCAGUUCACCCUGGUGGAGACGCUGUGGAAAACCUUCUGGAGGUACAACCUGAGCCAGCCCAGCGAGGCACCGCCGCUGGCUGUGCACGAUGAGGCCGAGAAGCGGCUGCCCAAGGCCAGCCUGGUGCUCCUCUCCAAGUUCGAGCCCGUGCUCCAGUGGACCAAGCACUGUGACAACGUGCUGUACCAGGGCCUGGUGGAGAUCCUCAUCCCCGAUGUGCUGCGGCCCAUCCCCAGUGCCUUGACCCAAGCGAUCCGGAACUUUGCCAAGAGCCUGGAGAGCUGGCUCACCCACGCCAUGGUGAACAUACCUGAGGAGAUGCUGCGGGUGAAGGAGAAAGAAACAGGCUCAGAGAGGUCGCAUUGGGUGGGGCAGGGGGCUGUGCGGGGUGGGUUCCGCGGAAGCCACAAGCCCUGGGCCCCACAGGUGGCAGCGGCCGGCGCCUUCGCGCAGACCCUGCGGCGCUACACGUCGCUCAACCACCUGGCGCAGGCGGCGCGUGCUGUGCUGCAGAACACCGCGCAGAUCAACCAGAUGCUGAGCGAUCUCAAUCGCGUGGACUUCGCCAACGUGCAGGAGCAGGCCUCGUGGGUAUGCCGCUGCGAGGACCGCGUGGUGCAGCGGCUGGAGCAGGACUUCAAAGUGACUCUGCAGCAGCAGAACUCACUGGAGCAGUGGGCGGCCUGGCUGGACGGCGUCGUGAGCCAAGUGCUUAAGCCCUACCAGGGCAGCGCCGGCUUUCCCAAGGCUGCUAAGCUCUUCCUUCUCAAGUGGUCCUUCUACAGCUCCAUGGUGAUCCGGGACCUGACUCUGCGCAGCGCCGCCAGCUUCGGCUCCUUCCAUCUCAUACGGCUGCUCUACGAUGAGUACAUGUACUACCUUAUCGAGCAUCGCGUGGCCCAGGCCAAGGGCGAGACCCCCAUUGCCGUCAUGGGCGAGUUCGCCAACCUGGCCACCACGCUGAACCCCCUGGACCCGGACAAAGACGAGGAGGAGGAAGAGGAGGAGGAAAGCGAGGACGAGCUGCCGCAGGACAUCUCGCUCGCGGCCGGUGGCGAGUCACCCGCGCUGGGCCCCGAGGCUCUGGAGCCACCGGCCAAGCUGGCGCGGACAGACGCACGCGGCCUCUUCGUGCAGGCGCUGCCCUCCAGCUAAGCCUGUGGCCUCCCCCGCCGCACCCCGCCGCCCCGCCCGCCCUACCCUGCUGCCCCUCCUCGCCAGGGUCCCUCACAGCUUCUGUGGCUUCGCUGUCACCGCUCCAGCCUCGGCCGGGGCCGGGAGGGGGCCUCCGAGACAGGGAAGGUAAGGGGGUCCCUGCCCCGGAUGGAGCGGCCACAAUCACAGGGCCGGGCGGAGCCGCAGCUGCAAACUCUGACACAAAAGACGUGCCUUAAGGAACCCGCCGACGUGCCCAGGUGCCCCCUGGGGCAGCCAGCUUGGCCCUUGGCCCCAAAGGCCGCAGCAUCUCCCUCCCCCACCCCCCCCCAGGGGGCAGGCAGGCAGGCCCCCUCCCUUGCAGAACUGUUAACUUAUUCAGCUCGCUGGCUUUGCACAGCCUGUCCUAGGCCCAGCCCUGAGCCCCGGGUGGGCGCAGGUGGGCAUCACCUGGGGACCCGCCACUGUCAGCAGCAGCCCCGGGAUCCCUCCCCCAGCAGCCCCACCGCUUCCCACUCCUUGGUAUAAGUGCAAUUAAAGCUGUGGGUGUCGCAUCUUCUCCAGAGCUGGGCCCUCCCUUGCCCCGCAGCCCUAGAGGGGGGCACUGCCCGGCCUGGAUAGGGGGAGGGCAGAAGGGGCACCACCUCCAGCUUCCAAAGAGCAGCAGGCUGGACAGGGCGCCAAGCCCAGAGGGACCUGCUGCAGGCAGCGGGCCCGGAAGUGCCCACGCCUGCCCCAGCCAGGGCUGGGUGCUCCACUCGCUCAGAUCCUGGACCCCGAGUCCUGGGCCCUCCUCGCCGCUGGUCUGUAAUGGAAUCUCUACGCUCUUACUCUCCCUGGAGACCGUGCUUCUCCUCCAUGCGUGCGAUCCCCGCCCUCCACAUGACUAUUGUGCGAUUUGUGAGCGCCGCCUGAGCGGAGUCGGUAACUUGUUGGGUUUUUUUCCAACCAUCAUGGCCUUAUCUGUUCCGGUUUUCUCAGUGUUUUCAACCUGUGAGAUAGAUGUUUAUGGCAAAAAGCGAAAAAAAGAAAAAAGAAAAAACAAACCUGAUCUAUUGUAUAAAAAUCACUAUUUUGUGUGCUCCGUGUGCUCCAGCUUUUGGGGUGGCUUGCCGACUCCCCCUCCUUACCCCUCGGGGCCUCCCUUCUCCUGGUGGUGGAAGUGUCCACGCGUGUGGUAGUCUAGUGUGCCGAGCUGUUUUCUACCUUUUUGUAGUCUUUCUUAAAACACAAUAAAUUCCGCUGUGA
This is a messenger RNA of Lagenorhynchus albirostris (white-beaked dolphin), 7507 nucleotides long. RefSeq names its product regulatory factor X1 (gene RFX1). NCBI's taxonomy places the organism in Eukaryota, Metazoa, Chordata, Mammalia, Artiodactyla, Delphinidae. Gene Ontology annotation, biological process: regulation of transcription by RNA polymerase II. Gene Ontology annotation, cellular component: nucleus. The record is from RefSeq and is a predicted model, not a curated record. The coding region runs from base 3401 to 6259 and encodes 952 amino acids. The transcript has 19 exons. Gene Ontology annotation, molecular function: RNA polymerase II cis-regulatory region sequence-specific DNA binding; DNA-binding transcription factor activity, RNA polymerase II-specific.